Cotesia congregata is the source of this 1401-nucleotide messenger RNA. The record is from the annotation of a GenBank genome assembly. NCBI's taxonomy places the organism in Eukaryota, Metazoa, Arthropoda, Insecta, Hymenoptera, Braconidae.
AUGUUUUCGCGUAAUUCUGGAAAAUUAAAAAUAGCUGGAGAGUACAGGGUCAACCAGCCGAUUGAUCAUUUUAAAUUAAAAAUAAAAAUUCUCCAGCAGAAGUCACCUCUGGUGGAUCUGUUUGACUCUGAGGAAGAAAUCCACGAUUCAAACUACCUCGAGUCCGAAGAGAAGACAAUAACCUGGCAAGAGAAGAUUUUCAGCUCGUCAGAGGUGAAAUUAUACACCGAAGAAAAGAACUGCAAGAGCCAGCUCCAGAAAGACUACCACGAGCUGAUCACCAGUGAGAAUGUCCAAGGGUCCAGGCUGUUCACCUACACCGCUGAAGAUUCAUACCGCCGGAACAAAACCGCGGUCACUUCCAGUAAUUACAGCUCAUUUUUAUCAAAAAAAAAUGCCUCGGCUCUGCCUGGGAUCCAGAAUCGCAAACCGUUUAACGAACGGUACAACAAGCAAGUGGUCGACAGUAGCCCAACUGAUUCCAGGAUUCGAUCCAGUCACUAUUUGUACCUGGACUGUAGAGUUAUGCACGUGAUGGUGGAUUUGUCAUCCAGGGAGCAAGUUUCUUCCGAUCCCGAGACUUCGGAAAUUCUUCUCUGCACGCUGACUUAUAACAAAGCCGGCAAAGUUUUGAGCAUCGACCCGGACAUUAACAACGCCGAGCCUUAUAUUAUCGAGAGCAUUGGAAUGAAUUACGAAUACUGGAUCGAGCAUGUUUCAGAAAUACCAAAAGUUUACUAUCAAGAUAAAAAUAUUUCAGAUAUCGAAUUACCACCUGCAAAUAUUUUACGUUUAUUUUUAACAUUAGAUUUCAUAGAAGCACGUAAUUUCAAUUACAAUUCGAUAUUUAUUACAUACACAAUCGAUUUACCAAAAUUCUGGAGCACGAAUCAUCGCGAAAGACUCUAUGGAAGAACUCAACGGUGUAAAAUGAUAAAUAAAUCAGCUCAUUUUAGUUACGUAGCUGAAAUAACACUGGAUCUUGAUUUAAAUUGUAUGAAUGAUGUGCCCUCGUGGCCUUAUUUGUUAAUUUCCGUCGGUUCUCUGGACAAUUGGACCAGGUAUCGGAUAGAAGGCUACACAUCAAUACCUCUACCAUCGUCUUCUGGGUCCUACGAGUUCAGGUUACAAACUUGGAGACCAGUUUACGGAGUCAUCAAUGCUCUGAGAAGAUUUUUCACCGGUGGAACUGCUGAGCUGGAAGACAUUGCUUACUGCGGAAUACCCCGGGAUCACGAAGGGAAGACCUUGGACAAAAAACAACUCAGGGUUGUGCCCAGCGGAACUGUUGGUCUAAGAGUUAAUAUUGUUCAGCAAAGUAAAAGCAGUUCCAAAAAUCGAGGAUAUAAAUUUCAGGAGAGAUUGAACUCUGGGAGCUUACUUAAUACUAAGGGCUGGUAA